This is a messenger RNA of Juglans regia (Persian walnut), 3366 nucleotides long. RefSeq lists its product as uncharacterized. The record is from RefSeq and is a predicted model, not a curated record. Lineage: Eukaryota; Viridiplantae; Streptophyta; Magnoliopsida; Fagales; Juglandaceae. The transcript has 4 exons. The annotation marks the transcript as partial. Gene Ontology annotation, molecular function: zinc ion binding; nucleic acid binding. Gene Ontology annotation, biological process: DNA integration.
AUGUCUAAUAAUCAAGAAGAAGACACAACCGAAGAAUUUCGACAACCUCCAGUUCCAAACCUCCAAAUGCAAGCGAUGUUAGGGGAGAUGAGGCGUAUGUUGAGGGCUGAAUUAGAACCUAUUCACGAAAGGUUGGACAGGGUAGAAGCGGAAACUCCUAGGGGCCAGCAACAUGACAUCCACAAUAGGCAGCAUGGUGGGCGUGGUCCGUGGCGGAAUGUUGAUGGAGAGGCGGAGUCGGAGGAGUUUGAUGAGCAAUAUUUGAACCGAGGCAGGAUUGAGCGUGGGUAUAGAAAUAGAGAAGCUAGGAUGGGUAGGCCUAGGAGGGAUAACGAUUUAGGAAAUAUAAAGAUUAAAAUCCCAUCUUUUCAAGGUAAAAAUGAUCCUGAAGUUUAUUUGGAGUGGGAAACUAAAAUGGAGAUGGUUUUUGAUUGUCACAACUACUCAGAGAUAAAGAAGGUUAAGUUGGCUGCAAUUGAAUUUACCGAUUAUGCCAUUGUGUGGUGGGAUCAAUUACUGAUUAAUAGGAGGAGGAAUAGAGAGCCACCCGUGGACACUUGGGAGGAAAUGAAAAUGCUUAUGAGGAAGCGUUUUGUACCCAGCCACUAUUAUAGGGGAUUGUAUCAAAAAUUACAGAGGUUAAUUCAAGGAUCUAAAAGUGUGGAUGAGUAUUACAAGGAGAUGGAGGUAGCUAUGAUCCGGGCAAAUGUAGAAGAGGACCGGGAAGCCACCAUGGCUAGGUUUUUGCACGGUUUAAAUCGUGAGAUUGCGGAUAUAGUCGAGAUGCAGCACUAUGUUGAGUUGACAGAUAUGGUGCAUCAAGCCAUAAAGGUGGAGGAACAAUUCAAACGAAAGGGAUUGGCUAGGAGGGGACUGCCUAUGGCUACAACCAGCUCGUGGAAGACAACUCCAAAAAGGGACGAGCAGCAACAAAAUAAGCCAAAAUUUGAAUCCUCUAAGAAUGCCAACUUAAAGACCGCCACUACUUCAGGUACAAUCGAGACUUCAAGUUCUAAGACACGUGAUAUUAAAUGUUUUAAAUGUCAGGGGCGCGGACAUAUAGCCAGCCAGUGUGUAAACAAGAGGGUGAUGGUGAUAAAUGCCCAAGGAGAGCUUGAGUCAGAAAAUGAGGAAGAAGUAGAUAAUGAUGAUAUGCCAUCUAUGGAGGAUGCUGACAAUGAGCAAAAUGCUGUGGUUGGAGAUUUAUUGGUUGCAAGGCGAGUUCUCAAUGUGCAGGUUAAGGAGGAAGAAAGUAACCAAAGGGAGAACUUGUUUCAUACUCGGUGCUUUGUAAAUAACAAAGUUUGCAGUGUCAUUAUCGAUGGUGGGAGUUGCACAAAUGUAGCCAGCACUUAUUUGGUGGAGAAAUUGGCUUUAACUACCUUGAAACAUCCUCAACCUUACCGGCUUCAGUGGUUGAAUGAAUGUGGGGAAAUCAAGGUGACAAGACAAGUGUUGGUGGCAUUAUCCAUUGGCAAAUAUGAGGAUGAGGUGCUUUGUGAUGUGGUUCCUAUGCACGCAUGCCAUUUACUGUUGGGAAGACCAUGGCAGUAUGAUCUGAGGGAGUUUGAAGAUGUCCUUCCUGAAGAGGUACCAUAUGGUUUACCUCCAAUCCGAGGGAUUGAACAUCAAAUUGAUUUCAUACCUGGUGCAUCAAUUCCAAACCGACCUGCUUAUAGGAGUAAUCCCGAGGAGACCAAGGAACUUCAGAGGCAAGUAAGUGAAUUAUUGGAGAAGGGGUUUGUGCGUGAAAGUAUGAGUCCUUGUGCGGUUCCGGUGCUGUUAGUUCCCAAGAAGGAUGGAACAUGGAGGAUGUGUCUUGUGUUUCUUGGUUUUGUUGUUAGUAAGAGAGGAAUUGAGGUGGAUGAGGAAAAGGUGAAGGCAAUCCAAGAGUGGUCAACGCCUACAACAGUCAGCCAAGUGAGGAGUUUCCACGGCUUAGCUAGCUUCUAUAGACGGUUUGUGCGUGAUUUUAGUAGCUUAGCCGCCCCUCUUACUGAAGUCAUCAAGAAAAAUGUGCCGUUUAAGUGGGGAAAAGAACAAGAAAAGGCAUUUAGUCUGAUCAAAGAAAAGUUAACUAAUGCACCUUUGCUUGUUUUACCUAACUUUGCUAAAACUUUUGAAAUUGAGUGUGAUGCUUCAGGCAUAGGUAUUGGAGCUGUUUUGAUGCAAGAAGGCCGUCCAAUUGCUUAUUUCAGUGAAAAGUUGAGUGGGGCAGCCCUAAAUUACCCUACUUAUGAUAAGGAGAUGUAUGCCUUGGUGAGGGCUUUGGAAAAUUGGCAACACUAUCUAUGGCCAAAGGAGUUUGUGAUUCACACAGAUCAUGAGUCUUUGAAGCAUUUGAAAGGACAGCAAAGGUUGAACAAACGCCAUGCCAAGUGGGUGGAAUUCAUUGAAACAUUUCCGUAUGUGAUCAGAUAUAAGCAAGGUAAGGAAAAUGUGGUGGCUGAUGCAUUGUCCCGAAGGUAUGCCUUACUUUCCAUUUUAGAUACAAAAAUGCUUGGCUUUGAAUACAUUAAGGAAUUGUAUGCUCAAGAUUCUGAUUUUGGUGAUGUGUUCAAUGCAUGUGAAAAAAUGGCGUUUGGUAAGUUUUAUAGGUAUGAUGGAUUUUUGUUUCGGGAAAAUAAACUGUGUUUGCCAAUAUGUUCUUUGCGCGAAUUGCUUGUGAGAGAAGCUCAUGGUGGUGGUUUGAUGGGUCAUUUUGGUGUAGCUAAGACUUUAGGAAUUUUGCAUGAACAUUUUUUUUGGCCUCAUAUGAAACGUGAUGUGGAAAGAAUUUGUGAGAAGUGUAUCACGUGUAAACAGGCUAAGUCUAAGUUGAAACCCCAUGGUUUGUACACCCCUUUGCCAAUACCUAGUGAACCUUGGACUGAUAUUUCUAUGGAUUUUGUUUUAGGUUUACCUAGGACUAAGAGGGGGAGAGAUUCAGUUUUUGUGGUGGUAGAUAGAUUUUCCAAGAUGGCACACUUCAUUGCAUGCCAUAAAACUGAUGAUGCAUCACAUAUAGCUGAUUUGUUCUUCAAAGAAAUUGUUAGGUUACAUGGUAUGCCUAAGACCAUUGUUUCUGAUAGGGAUGCAAAGUUUUUGAGUUACUUUUGGAAGACUUUGUGGGGAAAGCUGGGAACUAAGUUGUUGUUUUCUACUACUUGUCAUCCACAAACGGAUGGCCAAACUGAAGUAGUAAAUAGAACUUUGUCGUCUUUGAAGGACCGUUUUCCAGAGAAGCGGCGUUCAAAACUCCUACCUCGGGGUGACGGGCCAUUUCAAGUAGUAGAACGCAUCAAUGAUAAUGCCUACAAGCUUGACUUACCAGGUGAGUAUGGUGUCAGUGCAAGCUUUAAUGUUGCUGAUUUGUCUCCUUUUGAU